Coregonus sp. 'balchen' is the source of this 12503-nucleotide messenger RNA. The record is from the annotation of a GenBank genome assembly. Lineage: Eukaryota; Metazoa; Chordata; Actinopteri; Salmoniformes; Salmonidae.
AUGGCGCGCUCACUGACAUCAAAUUCUUCAUCCAGAUUACAAAAUUAUUCUGUUGAAGAGAAGGAUGAUACGGCCUACCUUGCUUCAUUGACAGCUCAAAGAAACGCCAACGCUUUCUUUGAGAAGUACGAAAAGGGUGAAGUUCAGGAGUUGCUGAGCCUGACCUCUUGUAACUGGUUUCUGUAUGGUGAUGACUUCACUCAGCCAGCUGAAAUGCCGCCAGGCAUAAUCAAACAAAUGAGGAACUUCACGGAAUCAAACUUCAUCAUUCUCGCACCUGUGGAUGCGCGAGUCCUUCUUGAUUACAAAGUGGUCCAUCAAAUCGUCAGAGAGCUCACAGUUGCCAUCUAUUGUUUCAACCAAGUGCCAUUUAUCAGUCUUGAGCCAAACUUUGACCAGAGCACCUCAUGCCAACUGUCUCCAGCAUAUUAUGAUACGAAAGUAGGCCAAAUUCUGGUUAAUAUUGACUACACUAUAAAGGCUCUUUGGCAUGGAGCCAACAUCCCUAGAGAAAAGCGCAUUCGCUUCUCUGAACUCUGGAGAAGCAGCAUGGGUGUCGACUCAAAUGGAAUACCCCAGACGAAGAAAGAUGUGUUUGCAGAGUUUCUCACUGCAGGUAUUUGGGUGACAGACAGAGAAAUGUCAUGUUAUGCAAGAUAAAUACAGACAGAUAAAUGCAUGCCCUAACUUUGGGGCAAAAUUGUGUCCGUUUUCAAAUAAUGAUGUUGAUUAGAUUCAAUUGAACAUGCCUACUUUAGAAAUAGGAUUCCCCUCAACUGGUGGUGCUUGUUGUGUCCUCCAGGUCUUCAGGACAUCUCAGAGGAGCCCUGUUACCAUGGCAUAUACAACGGGGAGGUCAAUGUGGAUCCGACCUACGACCCCAACAGUGCUGAGGAGGAGAGGCUUUUUUCCCAACACCAGGAGAGCAUCCUGCUCAAGCUGACGUCCUACCUGUCCUCGGCCCGACAGCACGGCAACCUGUUUGUGUUCGAGAGUGCCCACAGUCUGGCCAGUGUGGUGAGGCUGACAGAGGAGAGGCUGGAGCUGGCCACCUACCAGAGGCUGCAGCAGAGGCUGGGUCUACAGGCGGGCCUGGUGAGGGGCUGCUUGGAGAGGAAGGCAGAGGUGUGCCGAGACCUGGCUUACCUGCGCCUCCUCACCUUCCUGGUGCCCUUCCUGGUAGGGCUGAAGAAGAGGAUGAAGAUCCCCGACCUGGCGCAGAUGCUACCAGCUUACUCAGGUCAGUUGCUACAGCGCAACAAUGAAAUUUACAGGAUCUCCAUGAGCAACAGUACAUCUCUGUGCUACUUACUUACUGCGUUCAUACCGGUAUUUGAAUUCUAGACUGAGGCCAAUUUUCUGUCACUUAAACAACUAGGUUCCAUAUUGCCUAAUAAAUCAGACUUUUAUACCAAUACUUAAUAUACAGUCUGAAACAGCAAUGCAAAAUCAAAGUUUUCCUUACAAGCCAGAAUGUUGACUACAAUUACAUUUGAACUUACUCUACCGGUUGUCUGCUCGGUUUACAGCUGCUCUAAAUUUUAGACAAAAUAUCUACAGGAAAGCAUUGUUUACACAACUUUUUACAGUGCCAGUACUGUUGUUGAAAUGUAUAUCACCUGACACGUGCAAAACCAUGUAAACACCUGCAGACUUCGGUUACGUGCAUGCGUCACGUGCAUGUACUUCCGUCUUAUGGACGUGGCUUUGGUCACAAGCAAACAAAUCUUGAUUGCCACACACAGAGACCUCUGUUUUGAAGUCAGGUUAAUAACACUUUCCUUUGGAUAUUGCCUCACAUUUCAACCAACUGAAGGAUCAACACCACGGACAAUCGGCAGAGUAAGUUCAAAUGAAGUUUAUUCAACAUUCUGACUUGUAGGGACUGUUUGGAAUGUUUUAACAUAAAUGUGCGUGGCGUUGCCUACAUAAUUUGAAGGGCUUUGCCACGUUUCAUGCCUAGGUUCCCUAUGGCUAUCAUACCAUUGACUUUGGGGUUGCAACAGAUGUGUUUAUCGUUGUUUUUGUAGAGGAUAAACUGAAGACAGAGAGGGAAUUACCACCAUUGCUCCUUGGACCUGCAUUCGCCUGUAAACAUUUUCCGUACAAGUCAGAUGAGUAUUUUCACCUACACGGUGGGAUUGAAGUUGACAUCGGAACCCCUCAGCUAGAGGAAGUCUCUGAGGAAACAAAGGUGAGAGUUGGAUUCACUUACUAGUUAGUAGUGAGCCGUCACAAGCCACUUAAGAGCCAUCUACUUCCACAGUGAGGGCCCUAGUUUAAUAAUGAAAUCAGGUUGUCUUGUGGUUCCCUCCAGGAGGCCUUUGCUGCACUGCAGAGUCUUGCAGUAGAUCACCUGAGAGACCUGCUAAGUCAGGACACCACCUACAAAGAGCACUUCCCCAUACCAGUCCACGAGGUCAACGGCAAGAAGUAUGUUAAGUUCACUUGCAGAGAAGCUGUCUUAACAUGCACGCAUAAACACACACACCUCACUUACAUUGUGCUCGGAGGCCUUAUACUCCACACUCUCGCACACAGAUGCACUUGUAAGAGAAGUGAGGCUCUUACACGCUGCUUGGUGUCUUUGACAGCUAUCAUGUCAUCUCUAUUGAGGUGGGCUCAUUCUACCAUCAGCCCAAUGUGGUUCCAUGGUGGGAGGCCCUCAACACUGCCAUCAAAACCCUGAGAGGGAAGAGACUGCCUCUCACUGACAUCCAGCUGCACGAGCAGUUCAAGAAGACAUUUGGCUACAAAAAGGCCAUCAAAUGCAAGGUGAUGAUGGAAAAGAAGAUAUAGCAAUAUACGAAACUGUUCUUUUUUUUAUAGAGUGUUAGGUAAAUGUAAAAGGCUUGUAAGAUCGUGUGUGUUAUUUCUCACUGGGGUCAGAGUGUGCCAUUCGGCCUCCAUGCUGCGGCAGAGCGCGGCCUAUCUGCCGUGUUCUACUCGCUGUGCCGCCGGAACUCUCCAUCUCACCUGGGGGUCCUGGAUGAGCAGGGCUACUCCCUGCUGCACCACGCCGCCAAACACAACCACACGCACAUCAUCUGCCAGCUGGCCACCAACGGGGUCAAUCUCAACCAGACACGCAGCGGCAGGUUCAGCCGCACAGGUCAGAGACACAAGCCUCUCUCUCCCUUACUCUCGUUUACACACUUUCCUAAAAACUGUUUACAAACACCUUUAUUUUGCAGUGAAAUCUGGAGGGGGCGGCGGGCCCCCAAAAGAAGGAGCUGGUAAGCACAUACCAGUGUGAGUAUGUCAGCCUCACUCUACUGUAACGAAAUAGGGCUUUUAGACACAGCUUUCCACUGUUUGUUUGUACAUGUUCCAGGCUCCACUCCCAUGCACCUGGCUGCUCAGUGUGGUUCCCUGGAGGCCAUCAGCUGUCUGCUGGCUCUGCAGGCCGACCACCGGCUAGUGGACCGCAGGGGCUGGAUGGCUGUACACUUUGCUGCCUACUACGGCCAGGUGGCCUGCAUACAGGCCCUUUGCAGAAAAGACCCAGAGCUGGUGGAGAUGCAAACCACUGCCGAGUGAGUGAGGAGACACUUUUAGGUUUAGAAUAGAUGACAUGUCUAACAGGGAUCAAUAGGAUGCAACAGCAGGCCACUGGCACUGUUACACAGAUGCUUUCAGUAUCAUUUAAUGUAACACUAGCAUGACAUUGCUCUGUAAUCAGCACAUACAACAGUGGAGGCUGCUGAGGGGAGGACGGCUCAUAAUAAUGGCUGGAAUAGGGUCAUUGGAAUGGUAUCAAACACAUGGUUUCCAUGUCGUUGAUACCAUUCCAUUGACUCCAUCCCAGCCAUUAUUUUUAUUUUUUAUUUUAUUUCACCUUUAUUUAACCAGGUAAGCCAGUUGAGAACAAGUUCUCAUUUACAACUGCGACCUGGCCAAGAUAAAGCAAAGCAGUGUGAUAAAAAUAACAACAACACAGAGUUACAUAUGGAAUAAACAAAACGUACAGUCAAAAACACAAUAGAAAAUAGAACAUCUAUAUACAGUGUGUGCAAAUGUAGUAAGUUAUGGAGGUAAGGCAAUAAAUAGGCCAUAGUGCCAUAGUCCUCCCCUCAGCAGCCUCCACUGACAUACAAGUAACAGACACCACAAAAUGCACUCGGGCAGUAUGGAUGCAUCUGCUUCUACACGCACACAGGUUUAGUUUUUUGUCUCCUCAGGUACCGCAGCUGCCCGUUGCUCCUGACGGCCACUUCGGGCUCCGUGGAGGCCCUGGACUACCUGCUGUCCGCGGGAGCCGACUGGCGGAGGAAGGACAGCAAGGGCAACGACAUCGUGCAGCUGGCCGCCCUCUACUUCCACCCCAAAGUCCUCAGGCACCUCAUCUCCCUGGGCCUGCCGGACCUGCCCGUCUGGAAGAUCCUCGUGGGUACGCUGCCUGGUGGAAAAGAUGGAGAUGGGAAUUAGCUAGCUAGCGAGGGUUACGCUAGGCCAAUGUUUGGUUCGCAGGUUGUAUCCGUACGAUGAGUCUGCACUGAUACUGAGGCCUGUGUGUGUGUGUGUGUGUGAUGGAGCAGAGAUGCUGCACAGCGAGGACCACCGCAGGCUGGAGAUGGCCAUCCGCUGCCUGGAAGCUCUGUGUGUCACGGCCAAUUCCUUCUGGAGGGAUAUCAUGGAUGCAGGUGAGUGAGUUUUUGGAGCGUUUGGGCCUAUAUCAGACAGGAAGGCUUUGUUUUAUACUAUAACCAUGAAUACUAGCUUUAUAUUGCCAAUUUACAUGUUUGCCUUGCAAAACCAUCCUUGGAAUUAUACUCCAUAUCACAGUAACAUUACAGCAUUAAACAUGUUGGUACUAGGGAACACAAAGCUAGGCCAAUUGCAAUAGAAUCAAAAUACUUACGGACCCUAAAGCAGCUUACCUAUUCUGUAGGAGGGAUCCCGGCCCUGUUGGAGCUAAUGCGCAGCACGAGACCAGUGCUGCAAUGUAUGGCUGCCGCCGUGGUGUGUCACAUCUCGGAGAGGACGCCCGUGUGUGAGGCCCUGGUGCGCUACGGUGCCGUGCCGGUGCUGGUCAAUCUGCUGGGCAGCCGGCAGGCCGAGCUCCACUCCCGCUGUGCCCUCAUACUGGCAGACCUGGCAGGGCACAGUGACCAGUACCAGUCCCUCAUAGUCCAGCAGGUUAGUACUACUGAUAUAAUCAGUCUUUCCCAUAGCCCAUCUGGUUAGUAUUGUUAUAACUAAUAGGUUGGUUCAGUUAUAACCAGUCUUGUGUGUGUGCACGCGCAUGUGUGUGCCUGUCUGUCUGUAUUUGUGUAUGUUUGACCAUUCGUAUGUGUCCAGGGUGGAGUGGCCCCGUUGGUGAAGCUCCUGGGCUCGGACCUACAGGAUGUGCUGGUGAACACUGUGCGGUGCAUCAAGGCGCUGUGUGUCCGUAGCCCCGGCAACCAGACGGCCGUGGCUCUGGCUGGGGGGAUUCCACAACUUGUGGAGCUCUUGACUGUCAGAUCAGGUAUACUGUUAAAUCAUGAGUAAGACGAUGAUGAUGAUCUAGAACAUGAUGAUGAAUCGUCUCUUUGGUCGUGUAUCUCCAGAAGUGCUGCAGGAGGAGGCGUGCACGGCUCUGGCUGAGCUGGCUAAGGGACACCGGGAGAACCAGGACACCAUCUGUGGAGCGGGCGCCGUGGCCCCACUGGUGUUCAUACUGCGGGGGAGGAAGAUGGCCGCGCAGCUGACUGCGGCCAGAGCCCUGGAGGCCAUUGCCGAUCACAACCCUGCCAUACAGGCCUGCUUUCUGAAAAAGUUGGCCGCCAAGCACCUCCUACGACUCUUAAAGGUAGGACCUGAGCAAGUCAAAUCAUUGUUUCCCUCAUUUUUAAAUACGCUCAUGGAAUUCUUGAACAUGUAUAUUCAUGUACUUUAAGUUGUGUCCCCUGGGCCAUGUUCAGGGUUGAGUUCAGUAGGACACGCGUUAUCAAACUGUUUUGCCACAGAAAAUGAACAUCUGUGUUCUUAUGGGACAAAUUCAGGUAGUACCGCCCCGUUUCAAUCUUUCAAAACCUUUUCUCCCUAUUGAACGUGACCCAGGUGUUCCAGGUCGAGGCGAGGGAGCAGGGGGCCGUCUCUCUAUGGGCCUUGGCAGGACACACUCUGAAGCAACAGAGACUCAUGGCAGAGCACAUCGGCUACCACUUCAUCCUCGAGCUCAUCCUUUCCUCCUCCGACAGGAUGCAAUACGUCGGUAGGUUCCUUUAACUCUCAUUUAAAUGCUACCUCUCUGUACUUGCUAGGUCUCUUACGCAAAAGAGGUCACUUACACCAAAUUCAUCUCUCUCACAAGAGGACUCUCCAGCAAAGCAAAGGUUAAAUGGCAAUCAUCGGUUCAUGGACAGAGUUGGCUCACUAACAAGCUAACAUUGAGCUUUUCCAGACAUUUUAUUCGGUCAGGGGGAUGCCCUCUCCAGGGAUCGUUGAAACUAAACACUGAGUGUUGUAAAACAAUGAUACUUCCAUGCGGCGUUGACAGGCGAUGCAGAUGAAUGAUUGACUGUACCAUAAACAGGCACCCUGAGGUUUGUGCUGGAGCGAGGCCCGCCUCUGUCACCGCAAGCCCAGCCACCUCCUACCCCCAGACGGCUUUCCUCUGCUAGACUCAUCACCCGCAGCCAGAGCACAGGAAGGCAUGCAGUCAGGAAUGCCUGUCUGUCUAUCCCUCCAUUGGGAAUCCCAACUCCUUUUAUAAUCUCCAACCGGCAUAGCCAGAAGGGGACUGGCCACCCCUCAGAGCCUGGUUCCUCUCUAGGCUUCUUCCUAGGUUUCUGCCUUUCUAGGGAGUUUCUGUAUAGCACUUUGUGACAUCUGCUGAUGUAAAAAGGGCUUUAUAAAUAAAUUUGAUUGAUUGAUUGAAAAGAAGUGGAACACAAUCUCAAACAAAAUUGAAUGUGACAAACAUUUCAAUAUCCCAAAGUUGAUUUGGAAGAACUGGGGUAUCAAUUGAAAUGGGAUGGGUCACUCCCCAUACCUCUGUCACUCCUUGAACACGUGUGUUCCCAGGUUGUUCUUUGCUGUAACAUGUGAAGAGCCUCUACUCUUCCCUCAGGUCCUCUGUCUGUCACACAUCUCUACAGAGCAUCUGUACAGCAGCUUCUGAAAUAGUUUCUGUCCAGACAAGACAACAGCUGUUUCUUUCAUUCCAGCCUUCUUUUUCACAAAAAAAUGCCUGUCCUCUUAAAAGGGAGACGAACUGAGGUUAAUGAUGUGGAAAUGGUAGGCCUGCGCCUGACCACAAUAACACCACGACAAUGGUUUACAAAGUUAAUGUACAGAUUGAAUUCUAGGUAACACUUUACCUGAACCGUCUGUCACAAAGUCUACAUAAUGCCAUCAUAGUAAUGGCAUAACAGUCAUGACCGCUGAUGUCAGCUUAUAGGCCUAGCGACUAACUUUACAUUAUGCUAACCCAAAAUCGUUAUUAGGGCCAGCUAAUGGGCAGGUCAUAACUCUAGCCAACUAGCUGUUUCAUGAGCUGACAGCUGGCAUCAACUUAUGCCUUUGUCCUGUCAUCUUCACACUGAUGGUCACCACUGCUGGCCAAUACUCCAUAAAGGCGUCACUCACUCACAUCCCAGCGCUGCCACCAAUUGUAAAAUGUGGUGUGGAGGUUUCAGAUCUGGUCAGGCCAGAGAGGGCCCUUAUGAAAUAAGUCAAGUCAAGGUUUACAUACAAUUCAGCUUGGUAAAUUGUAAUAAAAUAGUAUUGUGUUUCAGGCUGCCAGGCAGUUAUAGCACUGAGCAGGGACAGUCGGAGCCACCAGGACGGGCUGUGUAAAGAAAACGGGGUGCCCCCACUGGUUCGCCUACUACGAGGGUCCCGGACCACAGAGAGAACCCUCCUCAGUGUUAUACGAUCCCUGGGCAUCCUGUGUAUUGGUUUGUACAUUCUCACUGUGGCCUUAAUCUUAUCUUGAGAAACACAGUACAUGCACUCAAAGGUUUGCAUAAACCAUGCAUUGGUAUCAAUGGGAGAUUUUAGUAAACCUUUGUCAUGAUACUACUUGACUAUUUUGCCCAUUGAUGUUUUAACAGUGCUACAGUAGUAACAUGGCUUUCAGACUUGACAACAGGUCACAGUAUACAAGCUAAUAAUAUACCAUGACUUCUAGUGCAUGCAUGUUUCAUACUAAUUUUAGGAGUGGCACACACCAAUAACCCAAACAGCCAGAGGGUCAUAGCUGAGGAGCAAGCCAUUCCAACUCUGUUAGAACUUGUGACGCACCAUGAAUCACUGCAGGUCAAGGUAAAUACAUUGGAAAUCGAUCACCCCAAAAAAUCUUUCUCUCUCCUCUUAAAUUUCCUUGGUAGUGCCACAAAAGUCCCACAAACAAGGGCAGCCAAUACUAUAAUUUUCCAUUGAAAGCAAUUUAGGCUUGGGUGACAUGUUGACUCUCCUGCAGGUCCAAGUGGCUCAAACGCUGGCCUGUGUGCUGCUGGGAAACCAGGACCUACAAACGGCCUUUUGGGAAAAAAAGGAGUUUACCUAUGAAACAGUUCUAGAGUUGCUGCGAGUGCCAGAUCAGGUAAACCAUUUGAAAGGCUAUUUGUGGGCUACUUCAUAUCCUCAAACCAACUUUAGCCCAGUAUGUAAUUGAACCUUUCAGUAUGUCAGCAGUCAGCACAGUCACUAACAAUAUGUUGUGGAACAAGAGAUGGGUCUAGUACAGAUUAGAAAGAAAAGCUUACAAGAUCCAAUACAGGUAUCUCAAUGUGCAAUGAACUACUGGCACCUAAUGGACAAGGACUGCUCAAGCACUAAGGGGUGUUGACAAUCCGUAAAGUGGAUUCCCCAUGGCAAUUGCGGAAGUGAUUUGUCAUGUUUGCCUUUUCCCAAUAGGACAUCUGCCUGGAGGCUGGUUAUGCCCUGUCUCUGUUUGCCUACAACAACACCACCCAGCAGGCAGCCAUCCUGCAGAAUGGUGGCCUUCCCAUAGCCAUGUACGAGGCCUUCUUGAACUCCAGGAACGAGAUGGAGAGGGCCAAAGCUGCUUUUCAGGUAGCCAUGAAGCAGAUCAUUGAAAAAAUUAACAUGAGGGCCACAGUAAUAUCAAUGGGUCAUUAACAGCUGCUGAUUUGUAUGUGCUUUCUGUCUUGACACGGAAUUAGUGUUAGGUAAUGCCUUUUAUCGCUACCUUUUAGUUUCGUGGUAACUGGUCACUACUCUCUCCAGAUAGUCGUGUUGGCCAAAGUGAUCACAGACACGGACCAGGUGACUCUGUCUGCCAGAGGGGUGACUGGCCUUGUAGACCUUCUGCAGUCCACUAAUCCCAACACUGUGGUCCUGACAGGUAACUUCAGCCCAGUACUAUGUAUGGGAAGAACAUUAUAUACAGUGGGGAGAACAAGUAUUUGAUACACUGCCGAUUUUGCAGGUUUUCCUACUUACAAAGCAUGUAGAGGUCUGUAAUUUGUAUCAUAUGUACACUUCAACUGUGAGAGACGGAAAAAAAAAUCCAGAAAAUCACAUUGUAUGAUUUUUAAGUAAUUAAUUUGCAUUUUAUUGCAUGACAUAAGUAUUUGAUCACCUACCAACCAGUAAGAAUUCCGGCUCUCACAGACCUGUUAGUUUUUCUUUAAGAAGCCCUCCUGUUCUCCACUCAUUACCUGUAUUAACUGCACCUGUUUGAACUCGUUACCUGUAUAAAAGACCUGUCCACACACUCAAUCAAACAGACUCCAACCUCUCCACAAUGGCCAAGACCAGAGAGCUGUGUAAGGACAUCUGGGAUAAAAUGGUAGACCUGCACAAGGGUGGGAUGGGCUACAGGACAAUAGGCAAGCAGCUUGGUGAGAAGGCAACAACUGUUGGCGCAAUUAUUAGAAAAUGGAAGAAGUUCAAGAUGACGGUCAAUCACCCUCCGUCUGGGGCUCCAUGCAAGAUCUCACCUCGUGGGGCACCAAUGAUCAUGAGGAAGGUGAGGGAUCAGCCCAGAACUACACGGCAGGACCUGGUCAAUGACCUGAAGAGAGCUGGGACCACAGUCUCAAAGAAAACCAUUAGUAACACACUACGCCAUACUACGCCGUCAUGGAUUAAAAUACUGCAGCGCACGCAAGGUCCCCCUGCUCAAGCCAGCGCAUGUCCAGGCCCGUCUGAAGUUUGCCAAUGACCAUCUGGAUGAUCCAGAGGAGGAAUGGGAGAAGGUCAUGUGGUCUGAUGAGACAAAAAUAGAGCUUUUUGGUCUAAACUCCACUCUCCGUGUUUGGAGGAAGAAGAAGGAUGAGUACAACCCCAAGAACACCAUCCCAACCAUAAAGCAUGGAGGUGGAAACAUCAUUCUUUGGGGAUGAUUUUCUGCAAAGGGGACAGGACGACUGCACCGUAUUGAGGGGAGGAUGGAUGGGGCCAUGUAUUGCGAGAUCUUGGCCAACAACCUCCUUCCCUCAGUAAGAGCAUUGAAGAUGGGUCGUGGCUGGGUCUUCCAGCAUGACAACGACCCGAAACACACAGCCAGGGCAACUAAGGAAUGGCUCCGUAAGAAGCAUCUCAAGGUCCUGGAGUGGCCUAGCCAGUCUCCAGACCUGAACCCAAUAGAAAAUCUUUGGAGGGAGCUGAAAGUCCGUAUUGCCCAGCGACAGCCCCGAAACCUGAAGGAUCUGAAGAAGGUCUGUAUGGAGGAGUGGGCCAAAAUCCCUGCUGCAGUGUGUGCAAACCUGGUCAGGUCCUACAGGAAACGUAUGAUCUCUGUAAUUGCAAACAAAGGUUUCUGUACCAAAUAUUAAGUUCUGCUUUUCUGAUGUAUCAAAUACUUAUGUCAUGCAAUAAAAUGCAAAUUAAUUACUUAAAAAUCAUAAUGUGAUUUUCUGGAUUUUUGUUUUAGAUUCCGUCUCUCACAGUUGAAGUGUACCUAUGAUCAAAAUUACAGACCUCUACAUGCUUUGUAAGUAGGAAAACCUGCAAAAUCGGCAGUGUAUCAAAUACUUGUUCUCCCCACUGUACACUAAACAAAAAUAUAAACGCAACAUGUAAACUGUUGGUCCCAUGUUUCAUUAGCUGUAAUAAAAGAUCCCAGAAAUGUUCCAUAUGCACAAAAAGCUUAUUUCUCUCACAUUUUGUGCACAAAUUUGUUUACAUCCCUGUUAGUGAGCAUUUCUCCUUUGCCAAGAUAAUCCAUCCACCUGACAGGUGUGGCAUAUCAUGAAGCUGAUUAAGCAGCAUGGUCAUUACACGGGUGCACCUUGUGCUGGGGACAAUAAAAACCCACUCUAAAAUGUGCAGUUUUGAAUGCACAGAAAUACUGUGACGAGAUCCUGACGCGCAUUUUCUUUAAAGGUAUCUGUGACCAACAGAUACAUAAUUAAUUAAUUUCAAUUGACUGACUUCCUUAUAUGAACUGUAACUCAGUAAAAUCUUUGAAAUUGUUGCAUGUUACGUUUAUAUUUUUGUUCAGUAUAGAAUAACACUUGUCUGACCUUGCUGCAUACAUUUCUGCCAUAGCUCAGUUGCUAGCCAGUCUGGCUCACACCCGGGCAGGUAUUCCUGAUGCUAUUGUCACCAUGGGAGCUGUUGGUCACCUAUGCGCUCACCUGUAUUCUGAGGAGGAAGAGGUAAGGAUGGGACUGGUGGUAUGGGGGAGCAUUCCUGUCUAUGACUAUUGCCUGAAAAUUACCAAGAUAAUUCAUUCUACAACCAUCAAAUGCUAUCCAACUUUACAUAUUUCAGGUUAUGAUGUGCAGAUUUUUGAUACAAGCAUGGUGGUGAAAUCCUUAAUAUUUUCAGGUGCGAACGGCAUCUUCAAGUGCCCUCGGCUACCUCACCUUUAAUCGUCACGCACAUCGCCUCUUGUUGGUGGAAUGUCGAAACACUCCAUCUAUGUACGACCUUAUGACCCAGCAUCUCAUCGAGGACGCCAAGAUCUCACACGUUUUUACUGCUGAGUUCGAAAGGCAGAAAAUAGUGGGGCUGCCAUCACUAAGGUAUGUUAGUUUUUUUGCCCUAAAAAGCAAUGCUUUCAUAUAUUUCUAGCUGGGAUAACAUCAAUAAUUUCUGUCCUUUUUAACAGUUUGGAGAUAAAUGGUGGCCCACCUGUUCCUCAACGCAACAAAAAAGGUACAUUUUGUUAUGCUGUAAAUAAUGAUUUGAAUCUAUUUAUAUAAUAAAAAGUCAUAAUGGUCUAUGUCAUCGUCUUUGUCGCCUCUACCUAUGUCAGGUUUGUCCAAAAAGACAAGCCGCACUCCUGGCCUGUCAGUGUCUGCAGGCCACUUUGGGCGGACCAGCUCGGCUCCAGUUCUUCAGCUUCAACCCCAGAGGAGCAGGACAGCCAACCCCAAGGUUAGGCUGCAGGGAGAGUGGCCAACCCAUAGCUCCCAGCCCACCCUGGAGUCACUGGGGCUGGAUAAGGACAGCCAGAGACCCCAGCAAAGGCAGUGACCCUGGAGGUCAGCCUAGGAUCUAGCCUGACUGGACUAGCUUAAAGUAGUAGUGAAUUUAUGACUCAGGGAACCAUUCUAUUUAUGUUCAAGAUGAAUAUAUUACAUUUAUAUUAUUAAUGG